This is a messenger RNA of Cylicostephanus goldi, 228 nucleotides long. The record is from the annotation of a GenBank genome assembly. NCBI's taxonomy places the organism in Eukaryota, Metazoa, Nematoda, Chromadorea, Rhabditida, Strongylidae.
AUGGCGGUCUUUGUCACAGCAAUGUUUGCGGCUGUGCUAUGGGCAUGGUUGGGAGGUGGAGCAGCGUCACGAUCGUUCCACGAACACUUUGCCGCUGCCGAAAAGGAAGAGGUGUUUCUGACGGAACUCGAGGAAAACCUCGAUUGCAUCACCGAUGAUGACAAGGAGGUGGCUGAUGAGCAUACAGAUGGAGCUAGAAAAGAGGACUUUGUGACAAUUCCACUGUGA